GGAAUAGAUUAGGUAUAUUUUAAAAAUCUAAUCCACCAGAAUAGAUAAUACAGUUAUUACUUUCUGGAAAUUCUAGGGACAAAUUUGUAAUAUACAUUUCUUAGAAAUAUAAUAGUAUUUUUUUGUAAAUUCACUGGUGCUCAAAAAACAUUGCACAAAAAACAUUUGAAACAAACCAUGUCCAUUUCAAUAUCGUCUCAUGCUAAAACCAUCCUGAAUGAUAUCUUGUACAGCUACUAAUUCGUAGAUAACUCUUACAGUGUAGAUAAUGUUCAGGACUGAAUAGCUGAUGAUACUGUAUAUUAUAAAAUAUAUUAUAACAUGAUAUUGAAAUAGACAUGGAUUUUUUUAAAUGUUGUUUUUUGUUCUAAUAGUUCUUAGAAAUAUAAUAUUCACUCCCUGGAAACUCGGGGGUCGAGGGAUGAAAUGCUGAAAGGAGUGGAACAGAUCACAGGACGCUGUUGAAAUAGACAUUACGUAUUUCAAAUUCUGUUUGUGUACAAUACAGUCAUAGUUUCCUGGAAACUCUAGGGCUGAAAUAAAGCGAUCAAAGGGAUGGAAUAGGGGUUUGGAGGGGAAGGGAGUUUGAACCCUUUUAUGGGGGAGGGAUGAGGGACAAGGCGCCUGUUCGCUAGGGCCGAAGGGCGGAGCUUAGGGCUAGGGUGGGUGGUUGAACUUGAGGGGUAGAAACUGAAACCAAUAUGGCCGACUGCGUAGAGUCGUCUGCCGUCCGCCGAACCGAGAGGAACUCGCGAUCCAGUCGGCACAAUAUUUCGAAGAUUUUUAUAUUUUUCUAAAUUUUGAAAAAUCCCAAAACUGUAGUUUUGCGAACUAUGGAAAUGUGCUAGUGUUAAGUGUGAAUUUUGUGCGUUGAAAAAUCGUUCUGGCCUGUAGAAGCCGCGAGUGACACAUCACGACUCCCAUCAGCUCAUCACUCGCCGAGGCUCGGAAAGAUUGCACUAGCAGCCAGGACUGUACACACCGACGGCGCUUGGCAUAGACAUGCGGAAACAGCCCGGCCAAACCAACAAGGUGGAGAAAUCAGGCUCGCCACGUGUAACUCUGAGACUUCAUCAGCUGAAAAACAGAGGUGGCAACAAUAACGGAGGAGGAGGAGGAGUUGGAAACGGGGGUGGUGGCGGAGGAGGAGGAGGAGGAAGCAAUAGCAGUUUAGGAGGAGGAGGAGGGGGGGGAAGCGCUUCUUCCACUAGUAGCUCGUCAGUUGGAGGAAGUAGUACAACCACCGAAGAAAAGAAAGAGAGGACAGUGGAACGAAAGGGUGCUUCAGCCGAUGUGGAGUCACAUGAUAAUAGCAGUAACAUGGAAGGCGUAUUAUCGAAAAGCUCUUCACCUCUGAGCGAUGACGCUCCACUGAAAGACCUGAUCGGCAGCGGAGGUGGUUCCGCCUCCAGUACAAACCCUGGCACCGCCUCCACCACGACGACAUCCUCGGUGACAGCCAUGGACCAGGAUGUACCGGGAGGUAGUAGUGGAGGCGGCGCGGAUUCCUCCGCCUCCGCGGAGAGCGGUGCAAACGCGACGGCGGCUAGUGAUGCCAAGAACGGGGGCGGUGAAGGGACCGAGGCGGUUGUCGGCGGGAAGCGGCACGCGGGGGCGGCAGAUGAUGACGAGGAGACGAGGCGGAAACGGCGCCGGGAGGACUCCACGUCUAGCAAGGGCAAACCGGGUGGCAGCCCUACCGGCAUGGAAUGUGAGGAGGGCGGCGAGGAGGGGAGCGGAGGCAGUGGAGGCGGCAAGAGUGCGACGGGAGAGUGUCCGGCGGGACCCAAAGUGCCGCCUCUCAAAAUCGUCAUUCCCUCCUCCAUGGAGGCGGGAGACCAGGGCACCCGGAAUGGCAAGAGUACUACCAGGCACCACCAAGCACUGCCGUACGUGGUGGCGAGGAGUGAACCAGCCGCUAGCAGUGAUGCCAACGUGACAGGGCCGACGACGGGAGGCGGGAACGGAGGUGGUGCGGUUGGCAGCACUGGUAGCAAUGGGAAUGGAGGGGCGGCCACCACUGCAGGCAACCAACCCCCCCAAGGGCAGCAGCCGGCACAGGCGCAGCCCGUUGCUCAGGCUCAACAACAACAGUUGUCCACUGCGCAGUCGCAAAUGCACAGUCAACUGACGAGUCAGCUGGCGAGUCUGCAGUCGAGUCAACAGCAGAGUCAACAGGCAGCUGCAGCCACUCAACAACAACAGCAGCAGAGUCAAUCGAGUCAAUCGUCUGCUUCCUCAAGCAACGGCUGCUCGAGUCAGACUGCUCAGCUCAGUCAGAGUCAGCCGACGGGGGCGGUGGCUGGUGGCACUCCGCCGCCUCCCAGCUCGACCACGCCGCCUGUGCCGGGGGCGGUAGGUGGAGGCGGUGGGGCGGAAGGCGGCGAAGGCAUGACCGCUGAGGAGCAGAAGUCGCAUCAGAGGGUUCUGCGUAGCUCGCAUAGAUCGGGCGGCGGUAGCAGUAGCGGCGCUCCCAGUGGCUGUUCAUCUCCGAUCGCCCCCGACAACCCCUCUCCGCCACCCCCAACAGACGCACCUACCGCCUCCGAGCGCACCGAACCGCCUUCCAGUAGCAGCAGCACCAGCAAUGGAAGUGGGGGCGGAACCACCCCCGCCACCGUCACCGCCACCGAAGACCAAAGACGGCUCAAAGAAGAGAAGCAGCCGUCACCGGCCGCAUCGACCGCUACCACAUCAGCCACCACCUCAGCUGCCGCCUCCUCCGAAGCAGCAGCCGCCCCUGCUCCGCCGCCCCCGGCUAGCACCACGGAACUGCAUCCGCGCAAGCGCAAGCUGAAGCCACGGGAUACAGCAGCCACAGUCACCUCCACCGCCUCCGCUGCAGCCGCAUCUGCCGCCUCCGUGGAGGCGUCCGAGUCGUCCGACGGAGCCACCUCGUCGUCGGCGGUUGGCGGGGGCGGUAACGGCGGCAGUGGAGGUGGCACUGCCGACCAGCAGUCUAUUCCCAACUGCUAUCAGCUGUUUCUCAAUAUUAGGAAACAGAUUGACAGGCGACGCAAAGGCCUGUUUCCGGUGCAGCCGAAACCACCGCAGGGCUUUAAGGACUACCUGAUGAACCGCUGCACCUACGUCUUGGCAGGCAACUCAUCCUCUCGGCUCACAGUCGCUCAGCAGACGCCUCCCGCCUCCCUGCAGGCUGGCAUGAAGGAGCUGUUCACCGAUCAGGAGAAAGAGCGUCACCGUCUGCGCAUGCAACACGUGAUCGAGAAAGAGAAGUUGGUGUUGAGUGUCGAACAGGAGAUAUUGCGUGUGCACGGACGAGCUGCGCGCGCACUCGCCAACCAGGUGCUGCCCUUCUCGGCGUGCACAAUACUCCGAGACGAGGAGGUGUACAGCGCCAUUACACCCGAACAGGAGGAGAAAGACCGCAACGCCAGGUCGCGGUACAACGGACGCCUCUUCCUCUCCUGGCUGCAAGAUGUCGAUGACAAGUGGGAGAAGAUCAAGGAGGCAAUGCUGCUGAGACAUCACAACGAGGCGGAGUCACUUCACGCCGUGCAGAAGAUGGACUGGGAGUGGAAGCUCAAGGAGUUGGGUAUAUGUGAGUUCAAGGCCAGGCCCACCAUAGAGGAUGCCCACGUGCCCAUGGUACACGUGUCUGACGACUUUGACCUGCUACCCGCCUAGGUGGGAUUCAGCGAUCCGUCUCUUGCUGGAUCAUUAUUCAACCACUUUGAAGUCACUCGUUGUUGUUUCUACAAGUCAACAGCAUUGCUACGCCUGUACCUCUCUCCAUUUCUCAUCAGGCUCAAUUCAAAUCAACAUUUUAUUUGUUUCGAAAUUCAAAUCAAUAUUUGAUUUGUAUCAAAACUCAAUCAAAUUUGAUUUGACUUGAUCAGAUUCAUGUAGAUGCGAUUCAUUCUUGUAAUUUGUAUCAUUUGAAUGAUUGUUUAUCUGGACUAUGUAAUGAUUUUAAUCAACAAUUUUGUACGAAGUUCAGUGAGGGUAAUAGGCCUACUCCUUUAGGGUGAUACGACAUGUAUGCUGUAGAUAAAUCGUAUGUAUAUUACGUAUGAUGACCUUUGUAAGAUGAUGAUAACAUGUUUUCGAUUUAAAUAUUACCUAAGACAAACAAAAUAUAAGAGAAUGGAGUAUUCUACUCUCUCUGCUAUCACUCACAAAGCCAUACCUAGGAUACAGUACCGGAAAGCCUAAUGCUAGGCGCACACCAGUUAGUCAAGACAAGACAAGACAUGAUCAGGCACGUUUAGUUACAAUACUUUACAUUGUUGUUUAUGAAGACAUGUCUAAUUGCAAUGACUGAUCAAUGUGAGUUGCGUCAUAAUCAACCAUGUGAAGUAUUGUGACUAAACUUGUCUGGUCUUGUCUUGACUAACCGGUGUGCCUAGCCUUAUGGAAGUGGAAAAUGUUGAAGUAGUUUGAUAAUUAGAUUCUAAAUUAAUUUCACACAAGAUUUUCACUUCAAUAGCAUGAUGCAGUCAGCAAUAAUCAAGGAACAAUCUGUCUAAUUAGGGACUGGAGUGCUUUCGAGUUUCAUGAAAUCAUUGUCAACAAUGAAGAUUCCUAUACUUUAAUUUCAACACGUUUUGAAAUCUAAAUUCUAUUAAUUUCAUGCUCCAAGACAAUUAUCUAAGUAUGUUGUGUUUUUCAAUUACUAAAAUAUAAUUUGAGUAGUAUGAGUAAUUAGUGAGCAAAAUUAGUAUGAAUGAGCAAAAUUUACAAUAAUUAUUGCCAAAUUUUCAAUGAACAAACUUUUUUGUCCUGUUGGGGGUUUUGUCGAAGCUUCUUUUGAUUUUAUACUUGAUUUUUUUUUAGAAAAACAACAAUGUGAUUCAAAAUUUGAACUCAACAUGACCGUAUAUCUCCCGUAUUGUGCAUUAUUUUUGUUACACAUGUGGUCUACAUUACUGAAUUGAGGCAGAACUGAGAACUUGUUUGCAAAAAUACACCGUUCCAAAUAGGUAACUUUGUGAGUAGGUUGCUUAAUGUACAGUUUAUUCAUAACUUGAAUGAUAUACACAUAGACAGUCAUUUACAAAUUCAAGAUAAUGUUAUAACUUACUAUACUUACUUCUUAAAUAAACAUUUUCAAUUGUUCACUCCAAAAUCCGAAAAAUACAACUUAUCUCUACUUUUUAAAUAAAAGUUUCCAAGUGUUCACUCCAAAUAAUAUGAAAAACCCUGUUUUUGUCAUAAUUGUUGAACACAUACCUUUCAAGCAUACAGUGAAGCCUGAAUCCUGUAAACAGCUAAUUACAAUAUUCACAGAAAGCAUAAUAUUAUAAUGUUAUCAUUACGAUCUAAUAGUGAGUAAUAUAUUCAUUUCGGGCUUGGAACUUGAUUUAUAGUACUGAAAACAGGAACGAGAACGGUGUUCAGGAAAUGCUGGACAGCUCAGGUUUUAGGUUAUGAUCAUAAUACUCCAGCAGCCAAUAGUUUCCAUUUUUACUAAUCGUUCUUAGAUUAGUAUGACAAAAAAUAUUGUAUGUAACUUGUACAGUACCUAACGCCUUUACCGUAUGCGUAUGAUAAUUUUGCCCUCAAUUUUGUUUUGGGCAAAAACAAUCAUACUUAUACGGUAAACCAGCCUUACCGUACUUGAAACGUAAUGUACUAUUACAUUAUAACUAAAAGUAACUAAAUGCAAUUCCCACCAGUUUUUAUAAUAUUAUAAUUUUUAUGUUGACAAUGAACUAUUGUUGUAAAACAUAAUUGAAAACCGGGGUAUCGAAUAUGGUAUAUUAUGAUAGACUGACUUUUAUCCUGUAGAUAUUUGUAAAUAUUAAUAAUUAAGUGUAUACUUAAGAAUUAACUUAUAAUUGACAAUACGCUUCAAGUAAAGAGAAAUUCUUACUACAUGAA
Molecule: messenger RNA, 5844 nt
Organism: Nilaparvata lugens (brown planthopper)
Lineage: Eukaryota; Metazoa; Arthropoda; Insecta; Hemiptera; Delphacidae
Product: ankyrin repeat domain-containing protein 11
Exons: 14
Coding region: 1003-3648 (881 amino acids)
Cellular component (GO): nucleoplasm
Source: RefSeq, a predicted model, not a curated record